Cotesia congregata is the source of this 972-nucleotide messenger RNA. The record is from the annotation of a GenBank genome assembly. Lineage: Eukaryota; Metazoa; Arthropoda; Insecta; Hymenoptera; Braconidae.
AUGGCCUCAAGAUAUAAUCAAGGUAUCCAAAGGGUUUUAGGUAAAUUAGAGGCUUCUGUUAAUUCUGGUAAUUACUAUGAAGCCCACCAAAUGUACAGAACGCUUUAUUUUAGAUAUCUUGCUAAAAAAAAGUACAUGGAUUUAUUGGAGUUACUUUACAACGGUGCCAUUCUUUUACUUCAACGUGAUCAGCAUGCAAGCGGUGCUGAUUUAGGAAUUUUAUUUAUUGAUGUAUUAAAUAAAGCAGAAACAACAGAGCCGACAAGUUAUUUUGAAAAGAUAACAAAUUUAUUCAGUAUUAUGAAACCGGGUACACCUGAGAGAGAAACAUUUCUUCAUAAUGCACUUAGAUGGAGUUUAAAACACACUAAUUGUAAAUGGGGACAUCCUGAAUUACAUAAAAUGAUAGCUCAAGUUUUUUGGCAAGAAAAAAAUUAUACAAUGGCAAGACAGCACUUUGUGUACAGUGAUGAUGGUGCAGGAUGUGCAGCGAUGCUUGUAGAAUUGCAUCAGCAGCGUGGUUACUCCAAUGAAGUUGAUCUUUUUAUCGCUCAAGUUGUCCUACAAUAUUUAUGUUUGCACAAUGCAUCAACAGCACAAGAGGCCUUUGAUUCGUACACAUCACGACAUCCAAAAAUAAAUAGCGAGCCUCCUUAUCUAUUACCUUUGUUGAACUUUUUAUUUUUUCUUCUUAAAACAAUCCAGUUGUCAUCAUUUGGAGCGUUUACAGUAUUGUGUGAACAAUAUCAGUUGAGUUUGAAUAGAGAUCCCAGUUACCGCACAUACCUCGAUAAAAUAGCUCAAUUAUUUUUCGACGUUCCCGCUCCACGUUCACGACGACAAGGACUCUUUGGUAGUCUUCUUCAAUCAUUUUUCAACGGUCUCGAAGAUGAUGAAUCUGAUGGGGAAGAAACAUCAAGGCAAGCUAGCAAUAAUGCCUCUACUUCACACGCAGUCCAAGAACUCGACUGA